CACCACCGCGCGCGCGAUGUAGCCUCAGUCCAAAAAAAAAAAAAAAAAUUGCGCAAUGCUUGAAGUGGUGCAGUAACUUAAGAGCUGACGGGGAAUGUGCGAAGUUUCUAUCAGCAUAGUGGUUCUUUACUGAUAAUUGUUUAUUUUUUCUCCCCAACUUCCCCCUUGGCACCUUUUUCUACUGCUACAGGGCGAAGGGAUGCAUCUCAUGAUGAGCAGCAAACAGGACCAAAUGUAAUUCAGGAGCAGAGCCAGUGGUGCAUUUUGGACGACCCUGCCGCGCUUUUUCUCACCGGCCACGCUCGCUCUCGGCUCCGCUGCAGCCGGUGGCCGAUGUUGCAGCAGAUAUGAGUGUUGGACCAAGAUUUGUUCCCGUUGCACUUUUUCUUGGAAUUGUCCUCACUCGCCGUGGCCAUUGCAACCAAGUUGUGCUGCUGGAUACAACGUCUGUGCUUGGAGAGCUUGGAUGGAAGACAUAUCCUAUAAAUGGGUGGGAUGCCAUCACGGAGAUGGACGAGCACAACCGUCCCAUUCAUACCUUUCAAGUGUGCAACGUGAUGGAGCCCAACCAGAACAACUGGCUUCGAUCCAAUUGGAUCUCUCGCCAAGCGGCCCAAAAAAUCUAUGUGGAGCUUCGCUUCACCUUACGUGACUGCAACUCCAUCCCUUGGGUGUCUGGCACGUGCAAGGAGACCUUCAACCUCUUCUAUCAUGAGACUGACGAGGCACACGGGGUAAAAUUCAAACCGGCUCAGUACACCAAGAUAGACACCAUCGCCGCGGAUGAGAGCUUCACCCAGAUGGAUCUCGGAGACCGCAUUCUGAAGCUCAACACUGAGGUUCGUGAGGUGGGACCCAUGACCAAGAGCGGCUUCUAUCUCGCAUUCCAGGACAUCGGGGCCUGCAUUGCUUUGGUCUCCGUGAGAGUCUACUACAAGAAAUGCCCGUUCACACUGAGGAACCUGGCCUCGUUUCCAGACACGGUGCCUCGUGUGGACUCAUCUUCAUUGGUGGAGGUGAGGGGUGCAUGUAUUGACCAUGCGGAAGAAAGGGACACACCCAAGCUUUUCUGCGGAGCUGAUGGCGACUGGUUGGUCCCCCUGGGAAGAUGUGUCUGCAGUGUUGGCUAUGAGGAGGUCGAUGGAACCUGCAUUGCAUGCCGACCAGGCUUCUACAAGGCUUUUGCUGGAAACAUCAAGUGUUCAAAGUGCCCACUUAAUAGUUUCAGCUAUGGAGAAGGUGCCGCAGUCUGCCGAUGUGAAGUGGGGUACUUCAGGGCUGGAAAAGAUCCCCCAACUAUGGCUUGCACACGUCCUCCAUCCCCUCCUCGUAACUUACUUUUCAAUCUCAAUGACACAUGUCUGAUGCUCGAGUGGUCACCCCCCAGUGACUCUGGGGGUCGCCGAGACCUGACCUAUAACGUCCAAUGCAAACGCUGCGGUCGAGAGCCGGGCCAGUGUCAGCUUUGUGAGGAGGAGCUGCGUUUCCUACCCCAACCGUUAGGCCUGACUACCGCCUCUGUCACCGUCGUGGACUUCUCAGCGCACGCUAAUUACACCUUUGAGAUUGAGUCACUCAACGGCGUUUCAGACAUGAGCUCAUUUCCACGACAGGUCGCCAUCAUUACCGUCAGCACCGAUCAAGGCGGUCCCUCGCUGGUGGGCUCCCUGAAGAAAGACUGGGCGUCUCCCAACAGCAUCGCUCUUUCCUGGCAGCAACCCAAAGAAACAACGUUGCCCAUUCUCGACUAUGAGAUCAAAUACUAUGAGAAGGAACGAGAGCAGCAGAGUUAUUCUUCAACAAGCACCAAGGAUCCUAGUGUGAUCAUCACAGGCUUGAAACCAGCCACCUGGUACGUCUUCAGUGUCCGCACCCGCACGCCAUCUGGAUACAGCGCCCACGCCACCAGAUAUGAAUACAAAACUACCGGAGAUUCAUCAGAUCUGGUCUCCGACCAAGGUCAGGUUUUGGUCAUCGUUACGGCGGCGGUGGGUGGCUUUACCCUUCUCGUCAUCCUCACCCUCUUCCUCCUCAUUACGGGAAGGUGUCAGUGGUACAUCAAGGCCAAGAUGACCUCCGAGGAUAAGAGGAGGGCCGAUUAUCAGACCGGACACGUUCCUUACCCUGGGAUUAAGACCUAUGUGGAUCCCGACACUUACGAAGACCCCGCGCAGGCCGUCCAUGAGUUUACCAAGGAGAUCGACCCAUGUCGGAUCCGUAUCGAGAGAGUGAUCGGAGCCGGUGAGUUUGGAGAGGUGUGCAGCGGCCGUCUGAGAACACCAGGCAAGAAGGAGAUUGCUGUGGCAAUAAAGACACUGAAAGGUGGCUAUGUGGAGCGUCAGAGGCGGGAUUUCCUACGCGAGGCUUCCAUCAUGGGGCAGUUUGAUCACCCCAACAUCAUCAGGCUGGAGGGUGUCGUCACAAAAAGCAGGCCUGUGAUGAUUGUGGUGGAGUAUAUGGAAAAUGGAUCACUGGACUCAUUUCUGAGGCAACACGAUGGUCACUUCACUGUCAUCCAGUUGGUUGGCAUGCUGCGUGGCAUCGCCUCAGGAAUGAUGUACCUGUCAGACAUGGGCUACGUUCAUCGAGACCUGGCAGCUCGAAACAUCUUGGUCAACAGCAACCUGGUGUGUAAAGUGUCCGAUUUUGGUCUGUCCCGAAUCCUGGAGGACGAUCCCGAGGCUGCGUACACCACCACGGGUGGAAAGAUCCCAAUCCGAUGGACCGCUCCAGAAGCUAUCUCAUACCGAAAGUUCUCCUCAGCUAGUGAUGCGUGGAGUUAUGGCAUUGUCAUGUGGGAAGUGAUGUCCUAUGGGGAGCGGCCAUAUUGGGAGAUGUCUAAUCAGGACGUGAUUCUGUCUAUCGAGGAGGGCUAUCGGCUUCCUGCACCAAUGGGCUGCCCUGUGGCACUCCACCAACUGAUGCUGCACUGCUGGCAAACAGAAAGAAGUCAUCGGCCCAGAUUUGCAGACGUCGUCUCCUUCUUGGAUAAACUCAUUCGCAAUCCCAGUAGUUUAUUGCCGCUGGUGGAAGACUUUCAGAGUCUACCGGAGUCUCCCGUGGAGGAAAUGGACUACCCACUGUUCAUCUCUAUUGGUGACUGGCUGGACUCCAUCAAAAUGAGUCAGUACAAAAGCAACUUCAUGGCAACGGGCUACAACACGUUGGAUUCUGUUGCCAGGAUGAAUAUCGAAGAUGUGAGGCGCAUCGGGGUGGAUCUGAUCGGCCACCAGCGGCGGAUCAUCAGCAGCGUACAGACCCUCCAUUUGCAGCUACUACACGAACAGGAGAAAGGCUUCCACGUAUGAGGUCGUCCUUUCACACGGCCUGGGACGGACACGUGGACGGAGCAGAUGGCGAGAAAGUCUAGACUGACAGAGAGACACUUCACAGCCUGUGCCUGAGUCUUAUUCCCUUAGACGCUCUGUAGGAAGGACGUCAUUGGACUUGUCAGACUGCCCUCCCAGGCUGGUAGUUAUGGACCGGACUCUUUUUCUACUACACACCCCUUACCCGGUAUACCUGGUCUGGCCAGACUAUUUUUUGACCGUCCAGUAGUUUGGCCCGAGCCGUCACUUAGAGGAAUGUAAUGCCUUGUUACAGCUGCGGUAUUUUCUGUGUGAAGGUAAAUAAUCUUAGAUAUGUAGAUUUAUGGACAUAAUCUACUGAAUCUUUGGAUUUUUCUUUUCUUGGUCAUGUAGCUGCUCCUCGGUGUGCAAAAUAUGUUUCUACCCUCAGCAUAAAAAAAAAAAAAUAGCCUCACCACUUUUCAUUUUGUAAUAUGAUCAGUUAUCACAAAGUAAUGUGCAUUACUUGACUUUCUCUCCAGAGAGUCGAGUACACUAAUACUUGAAGUGGUGAGAAGCGAGUCAAGGAGAUUUCUUGAAUGUUAAAAUGUAUAGAAAGCUAAUCAGUAAUUAUUAUCAUGACCUUCUAUUAUAUAUGUGUGCAGAUCUAUAUGUCAACGUGAAUCUGAAUCUUAUUUCAAAUGGUAUUUAUUUAUAUCAGAUUAGCAAUAAUCACCUCAGUGUCUCGCAAAAGAGAUGACAAAUUGUGCAAUGGGAGCCUCCAGACUGAUUUUAGUGCCACGUAUCCGGCCGGCUCGCUAAACUGGACCGGUUGCCUUCGCAUGAAAAAGUCAAAAUGAUUUGCAAUGUGGCUCACCGCUGUCUUAACAAAAGAAUGUUCACAUAACUCAUAAAUAAAGUAUAUUAUUUCCUAUUAACAAAUAUAUAUAUAUACACAACAUAGACUUUUAUGGUUCUUCAGAAUUAUGAGAAAUACUUUUAGUUAAAGAUAUUUAUUUGCACACGUGGGAUUAAUGGCAGCCACUGUGUGCUUACUUUGUGAUCAUGUAAAGGUUGUGGAAUUCGUGGCAGUAGGGUAACCAAGUGUACAUAAAAGUAGUCUGAAAUGAAAACUUUUGGAUCCGCAGUAGUUGAUGUCACGUCGUCAGAUGUUUACCAUUGAAAUUAUUUAUCUUCAUUCCGGUAAACAGGCGGUGGUAUAGAAUAUAACUAUUAAAUAUGAAUAUAAAGAAGCCUUUUUGGUGGGGAUCGCGAAAAUCAGAGAAACUGGCAGCUUUUCAAAAUUAAGUUAGCAGAGAGCGCACGAACGUUAACAGCAGCAUCUUCGUUGAUCUUGUCUGACUAGCAACGGUCCCAUGCUCACACAUGUAUGCCUUACAGUCUCUUCACAUUUUAGCAAAUAUGUUUCAGUGGCAUCCGAGGAUUUAUCCCUUCAAUGAAGUUAUAGAUUAUAGAUAAGAGUGAGCUUCAGUUACACAGUACAUGAGACACACUCUCACUGGGACAAACCCUUCGACAGUCAAACGGAAAAUAUCAGAUGCUGUUUGUUAAGCAUGUUCUACUGCUGAGCAAUGUUAGAACGUUCUUUUGUACAAAGUACAAGUAUACUAAUGAUUACAAUUCUUGUAUUUUAUUUUUUUAUAAUUUCCAAAGAGAUGUUGUAGAUCUUGCACACUGUAAGAGGCAGUUAA
This is a messenger RNA of Syngnathus typhle (broad-nosed pipefish), 4999 nucleotides long. It is a transcript of the gene epha6, whose product is annotated as eph receptor A6. Gene Ontology annotation, molecular function: ATP binding; protein binding; transmembrane-ephrin receptor activity. Gene Ontology annotation, biological process: axon guidance; protein phosphorylation; cell surface receptor protein tyrosine kinase signaling pathway. The record is from RefSeq and is a predicted model, not a curated record. The transcript has 17 exons. Gene Ontology annotation, cellular component: plasma membrane; neuron projection. Lineage: Eukaryota; Metazoa; Chordata; Actinopteri; Syngnathiformes; Syngnathidae. The coding region runs from base 348 to 3308 and encodes 986 amino acids.